AUGACUGCUCCUAUUAUACAGAUUGCAAAUUUACCUGAAAAUGCAGGUGAACAAUUCCUCAGAGACUUCUUAGCUGAUUAUGGUCCUAUUGUAAAGGUUGUAAUUCUUGAACAAUUAAAAAAAAAUACAGCUCUGGUCCAAUUAGGCAGUAUUCAAAGUGCUCUUGCAGCUUGUCAUGAUCUAAACUAUACACGUUUAAACGAAAACCAAUUAGUUUUCACUCCAGCUCUUCCAGAAUAUAUUGAUUUAAUAAAACAACAAGAAUCAACAAUUUUCAUAUCAGGCAUUGCAGAUGGUAUUCAUUCAGAUCAACUUGCAGAAGUAUUUUCCAAUUUCGGAGAUGUAAUUACUGUAAAAAUCCCUACAGAAGAAGAAGUAAAAGGAAUUGCAUAUGUACAAUAUCUUUAUCCAGAGAGUGCCCAACAAGCUAUCGAGCAAUUCAAUGGAGCAGAAAUCCAAGAAAGCGAAAUCAAUAUUAUGAAAUACGAAAGCGUUCAGAAACAUAAGAAGAUCAAAAACAACUUUGACAAAACAUUUACAACAAUACUCAUACAAAACAUACCUGAAUAUGUUACAGAACCAGCAGAUGUUGGCGCAUUUCUGAUUGAUUACGGAACUGUCGUAGCCGCUAGAGUCGUAAAGACAGGCGCAUUUGCAACAAUGUCCUCUCAUGAAGAAGCUGUUAAAGUUAUUAAAGAAUUAAAUGGAAAAGAAAUCGAAGGAAAAACCAUUUCUGUCCUUAGAACAUUAUCACUUGAAGAAAAAGCAGCUUUAUACUCUUCUGCUCAACAACAACAGCGUCAGUAA
Messenger RNA from Trichomonas vaginalis G3, 807 nucleotides. RefSeq names its product RNA binding. Gene Ontology annotation, cellular component: cytosol. The coding region runs from base 1 to 807 and encodes 268 amino acids. The record is from RefSeq and is a predicted model, not a curated record. Lineage: Eukaryota; Parabasalia; Trichomonadida; Trichomonadidae. Gene Ontology annotation, molecular function: mRNA binding. The transcript has a single exon.